Molecule: messenger RNA, 4462 nt
Organism: Athalia rosae (coleseed sawfly)
Lineage: Eukaryota; Metazoa; Arthropoda; Insecta; Hymenoptera; Athaliidae
Product: protein Aster-B-like
Exons: 11
Coding region: 471-2807 (778 amino acids)
Biological process (GO): intracellular sterol transport
Cellular component (GO): endoplasmic reticulum membrane; endoplasmic reticulum-plasma membrane contact site; plasma membrane
Molecular function (GO): sterol binding; sterol transfer activity
Source: RefSeq, a predicted model, not a curated record
UACAACUUGUACGUACUUUAUCACACCAGAAACACGAGCAAUUGUAUAAAAAUAGUGCUAUGUGUCUUUAAUUAUAGUUCUGCGGUGACAGCCAAGCCAUUAACAACCGGAUGGAUCGUAUUGUUAACUGGCAUUCUUGUAAAGCUAUCUGACACAAAUGGAAAUGUCAAAUUGAUUAUUGCAACGGUCGCUACCCUCGCAGAAAUACAUCGACGCCAAGGUUUUCUAUCUCCGUUGAUAAUCAAAAACCAAUAUCAACUGUUGACGUCAAGAUUAGAAUUCUUUACAAUCAAGAGUAGCGUAAAUAUAAAAAUUUCGAAUUUCGAUAAAUUGAAACAACGACGAGUUAUUGAAUAGAUAAGAAAAUAGUGACAAUGAAAAAAAUGGUCGCGUUAUCUUCAGGAAUAAUGUCACCGAUUGUUGACGACAACGACAACGGUGUUAUUUAUGGCUGAGAGAAUUUGUUGAUAAUGUGGCAGCAGAUGGCAGUUCACAUAGCCGAUUUCGGUCCUGCUUCUAGAGAGUUAUUGUUGUACGGGAACGUUAUCGUUUCAGAAGAACCAACCACCGAGAACUCCACCUCCAUUAUGAAUAAAUCAACAGAAAAUACGUCUAGCCACGAUUUGAUCGCUAGUAAUAAUUUGGGACAAGGAAAUAUUGUCACACCUGGAAUAACGGCAACCGACAUAGCCAAUUCUAAUUCGAUUGAUAUAAAUCUUGGCACGGGUUCCGAUUGCAACAGCCCAUCGCCUAGUCCUACGCCGUCGCCGUGGCCCAGCCCCAGGCCUUAUACUAAGAGAGAACACGUUAAGCAGAACCAUUCAGACUCUGGAAGCUUGACUAAUAGCAAGGAAAUUUCACCAAAUAAAUUAGAUGAUCAACCUUGUCUGGAUUUGGUUAAUCGUUCAUCUGACUCAACUGAAACUGCGCGAAAUUCCGCAAACGAAGUAAAGAAGGAAACAAGAAGCAAUGAUCGUUCGAAAAAAAAGUCAUCCUGGUACAACGUACUAUACCCAACUUAUAAAUCAAGAUCUGAAGAUUUUAAGAGAAUUUUUAAAGACGUUCCUGAUGACGAGCGGCUUGUUGUGGAUUACUCAUGUGCUUUGCAAAGGGAUAUAUUAGUUCAUGGAAGAUUGUAUGUAUCACAGAAUUACAUAUGCUUUUACGCUAACAUAUUUUCAUGGGAAACUUCGGUCUCCCUACGCUGGAAGGAUGUCGCUUCCAUUACGAAAGAGAAAACCGCCCUUGUUAUACCUAACGCGAUACUAGUCUGUACGGAAACGGAUAAAUUUUUUUUAACUUCCUUUGGUGCACGAGAUAAAGCAUAUUUAAUGCUGUUUCGAGUAUGGCAAAACGCACUGAUCGGCCAACCAAUGAGCAUGGCGGAAAUGUGGCAGCUGGUUCACACUUGCUACGGAGAUGAACUUGGAUUAACUUCUGACGACGAAGAUUACGUCCCUCCGUUGUUGUCCUCUGGUGACAAUAAAAAAGUCACGAAUCAAAUUUCCGUUGAAUCAUUCUCAGAAGUAGAAGGCACUGUACCCACAGGGAUCAUGAUACCUCUGGCAAACAAUUCCACUAGUGUCGAACUCCAGAGACGCUCACCCGCCAGAGCUGAGCCAACUCUUGAUCCCACUGACCUUAGCGAUACCACAGAAAGUGAAGCAGAGAAACAUCCAUUAAGAAUCUCCCUCCGGGGCAACGCCGUUUGCUCCGCAGUUCACGAGGGACGACAACUUUGUAAAGUAACAUUGGCCACCCACAUUGAUCAAUUGUUCACGUUGUUGUUUACCAAUUCCAAGUUUUUCCUGGAUUAUCAAACGGCGCGAAAAACUACUGAUCUUGUGCAAUCGGCUUGGACGCAGAACAGUCAAACUGGCGAGAAAUCCCGGACGGUUUCUUUCACAGUUUCGCUCUCACAAUCGGUAGGACCUAAGACUACCCAAGUUACGGAGACGCAGACAAUGCUUCCCUGUAGUCGACCUGGUCACCUUUAUUGUAUAGAUAUCGAAAGCACUAACGCAGGUAUUCCUUAUGCCGAUUCGUUCAGCGUUCAUACGCACUACUGUAUGACGAGUUCUACUGACGGUGAGACAAACUUUGAAGUAUAUUCACAAAUUAAAUACAAGAAGAGUGUAUGGGGUCUUGUUAAAAGUUUUAUUGAAAAAAAUUGUUAUGCUGGAUUAGAGGAGUACUUUAGCAGUUUGAUAAAAGCACUGAGCGUAGAAUGCGAAGAAGGUAACGUUGGCGUUGGAUUAAAACGCAAAACAAGAAGAAGAAGACGACUAACCGGAGCUGCCGCGACACUUCAGACCCAUCCUGUUGACCACUUGCAAUCUUCCCAUCAAGCAGUUACCACAGAUUUGCCACAAGUUUACAAUAAUAAUGUUUCGGGCGUUCGAAAUGAAACGAGCAACAUAGUCAGCUGGGUUCUUCUCUUGGCGGUACUAUGUCUGAUGCUGAUAAACGGUUUACUUUAUUAUAAAUUAUGGGGUUUAGAAGAGGCUGCUGCGUACACAAUUAUGGAUCUGCAUGUUCUCAAAAGCACACCAAAAACGGAGGAAGACUGGAUAAAUCUUUUACAACAACAAGAGAGUCUUCACAAUAUUGAGAUGAAAAAAUGGCAGAGGGUUUUGCACACAGCUGCUCAAUUGUUAAGACAGACAGAAGAAUCAUUAACCGAGUUACAAAUGAGUAUUCAUCCGACGGUAACAGACAAUGUAAUAUCAGUUUUAAAAACUUUAUCUUCAAAUACCAAAUCUUCUGAUUCCGCUUCAAGAGCAGAUCAACGUAGCUACGAAAUGUAAAUUCACAAGUUGUAUUUUUGUUUUAGUAAUAUGUCAUUAAUAAUUAGAACGAAGAAGUAAGAGAAAAAAAGUCAACCGAAGUUACGAUUUAACGUUAACACCAACGUCCUUUUCGUUGUCUACUUAAUUUUAUUUGAUGAAUCAGAACAAGAAAACAAUGACAAAAAUAACAUAUGGUAUUGCACGCAAUAGAAUCGAUUAUGCUCAACGUAAACCUGAAAGAUUUUAUUGUCUGCACGGACGUGUGAAUUUCAAGAUAACUUAAAUGAAAGUAUAAAGUAGCUGAUGGUCUCAUUCAUACUUAUAUUUGACAGUACGAGAGGGAUUAAAAUAGUUUUCCAUAACUUACGGGAGUCACUGCUAGUGCUAGUCCGUGGCAAGUGAAAUGAAUUUUAACAAUUUUGAAAAUAUGGAUUCAAUCUGUAAAUAUUAGUAUUGUUGUUGUUAUUAUUAUUAUUAUUUCAUUAAAGUAUUGAAUUUACAAUUCCUAAUGAUCAACUUUCUCGAUCAACAUUUUACCUGUCAUAUUUAAAUAACGUUAUACAUUAUACUUAUGUAUUAUUUAACAAUUAUUGAUGAUGAAUUUUUUGAGAAUUUGUAAGUUGUUUUUUUUUAUUAUCGUGUAUCGAUUCUGUAUAAUAUAAAAAAAGAAGAAAAAGAAAAAACAAAGCGCGUGCCUGAAGAGUGGAGUUGAAAGAAAAAUCAAGUAAAAGAAUGAAAAACGCGUCGAUGAUUAAUUUAUUCAAACACAUGGUGCAUUUACGAGAAUAGAUUGAUUGAUUGAUUAAAGAUAAGUUUGUUGACCCUGGAGCAAUUGCCCCCACAGAGAGAAAGAGAAAAAAAAAAGAGAGAGAGAGAGAAAGACAGAAUUAGAAAGAAAGGAAAUACGCGGACCAAUUUUAUUUGGUCAUGAUAAUGUGAGACUCGAUGAUAGUUUGUUAGGAAAAGACUAUUAUCUGUCUUAUAUUAUUGAUAAUUAGUCAUCGUACAUUAUAAUAUUAUGUACUAUGUAUAGCACAAUAGAAUUGUCAAGUGGUGAUAAAUAUUAUCUAAUAUUAGGAAUAAAAGAAGAGGAAAAAAAAAUUAGAAAAGAAUUGAAAUAUAGAGGGAUAUUACAAUUGCUAUUCACAAUUUACAUAUUGAAUUAGUAUUUCUUAAGCAUAUUGUAGCGACAGGUAUUAAAUUAUUUGGUAAAAAAUAUUAUGGUAGCAAAAACUUGUAAUUUAGCAGAGCAAAGCUGAAAAGUAGAACUAAACACAAAUAAAAUUAAUUAAUUGGAAUAAUUUUAAUUUACUGCAAACAGAUUAAUAAAUUUAUCUUAACGGCACCUUUAUUUUUAAAUAUACAUAUACCUUUAUUUAAUAUACCUACAUUUUGAAUUGUAAAAUUUAUUUUCUUUCUUUUUUUGUACUAUAUAAGUAGAAGGAGUUAUGUGAAAAGUUGAAAUUUCAAAUUAUGCGCAUGUACAAUUGUAUAACGUUGCAUACAAACAUAUGUUAUUGAUGCAACAAUUGAUCCAGAGGAUCGGUCAGUUGAUAGGUAUACAUUAUUUAAGGUGUAUUAUUACAUUUUAAUCGCGUUGUAGAAAUAACCUGAAUCAAAAUUUUGUACUCAGGGGCAUCUGUUAAUAAAAAACAAAACUCUCCGUUGAUCAA